GCCACAUGACGGGCGGACCAGGAAGCACCAGCGGCUCCCUCCUUCCCACCGCAGCAUCCUCCCCACGGCCUCCAGUCCCCACGGCCACGGCGGGGGCUGGUGGCCGGGGACACCCCGGGGUUAUCUCCCGGCUACCAAGGGGGUGCGAUGCGAAGGGUGUCUGCGGGGCCACGGCUUUUGUCUCCCGGCUCGGCUCCUGCCCAGAGGGUCUCCGGGAGGAUGUGAAGCACCCCCCAGCUCCCCAACCUGGGUGAGUCCCCAGCGAGGUAAAACCCCCGCAGGAUUUGAUUUUUUCUCGCGAGUAUCCUCUGUGAAAAAAGCAGGGCUUGUCAGCUCUUCCCCAGUGUCUCUCUGGUUGCACGUCAGGGCAAGGAGGUUGGAUCUGGCUGGGGACAGGCAGAAGCCGUGCCAGCUGCAGAGCUGGCUGGAAUGGCAGGGGAAAGCUGGGCUUAGAGGCCUCCGAGCACCGGGAGCGGGCUCCUGUGCAAGGCACCAGCACCAUGUUCAGCCGGUCGGGAUACCAGGCCCUUCCCUUGGGAGACUUUGACCGCUUCCAGCAGUCCAGCAUCGGGCUCUAUGGUGCCCAGAAGGGCUUCUUCUCCUUCGGAUCCAAGCAAGAUCCUCUGGGCCCAGCUGGGAAUACCACAGACUCCUCCCAGGGCUGGUUGUCCUGGAUCUGCCAUGGGAUUAUCACCUCCUUGGUCUUCUUGCUGAUGGUUGUCACCUUCCCCAUCUCAGGAUGGUUUGCCUUGAAGAUUGUGCCCACCUACGAGCGAAUGAUCAUCUUCCGCCUGGGCCGCAUCCGGGCACCGCAAGGACCCGGCAUGGUCCUGCUGCUGCCCUUCAUUGAUCACUGGCAGCGUGUGGAUCUGAGGACAAGGGCCUUCAAUGUGCCCCCCUGCAAGCUGACCUCCAAGGACGGGGCGGUCAUCUCCAUGGGUGCCGAUGUCCAAUUCCGGGUGUGGGACCCCGUGUUGUCCGUCAUGAUGGUAAAGGAUCUCAUCGCGGCCACCCGGAUGACAGCACAGAAUGCCAUGACCAAGACCUUGGUGAAGAAGAGCCUCCGUGAGAUCCAGGUGGAGAAGCUGAGGAUUGGGGAGCAGAUGCUGCUGGAGAUUAAUGACAUGACGAAGUCCUGGGGCCUGGAGGUGGACAGGGUGGAGCUGAGCAUGGAGGCUGUGCUGCAGCCACCCCGGGAGAACCUGGUGGGCCCUCUGGCCACGGCGCCACCCAUCGCUGGGCUGGAGGGACUGGGUGGCACCAUUCAGCAGCUGUCUGCCCACUUCUUCAGCAACACCCUGGCUCUGGCGGGCAGCAAGACCGGCACUCCGGAGACAGACAGUGUGGAGACAGUGAAUGAGCUGGAGCCUCCCACCGCUCCCCUCCUCCCCACCGCCGGCAGCACCUGGAGAAAGCCCAGUGCAGAUGAACUGCUCUCGGCAGUGGAGCCUGUCCUCUCCGAGGCCCUAGUCGGCCAGGUGGGAGCAUCCUACCAGGUCAACAUCACCCUGCCCAGUGGCGCCCGGAGCACCUACUUCAUAGACCUCUCCUCAGGCAGCGGGCGAGCUGGCCGAGGUGUGCCCGAGGGCAACCCUGAUGUCAUUCUGGAGGUGGCGGAGAAAGACUUACAGGACCUCUUCUUGGGUGACCUGCGCCCCUUGAGUGCCUACAUGAGCGGGAAGCUGCAGGUGAAAGGCGACCUGCACCUUGCCCUGAAGCUGGAGGAUCUCGUCAAGGCGAUGAAACAACAUAGAUAGAGCAUGCAUGUGGGUGCGUGUCUGUGUGCAUGUGUCUUUGUAGGUGUGCGAAAGGGGGGGACAUAUAGGGGUGCUGCAUAGUGGGGGGCCUUGCCCUCCUGGAGCUCCUGCUGCCUUCCCCAUGGAGGUUGUAGGAGUUGGGUGAAGACCUGAGCAGGGAAACUGAGGCUGAGCUCCAUUGCCUGUCCUUGUCUUUAUCCACCCUUCCCAUCCUUUCCCUACAAUGUUACGGGAUGGGAACCUGUUGGCACACCAGCAGGUGCCAGUUUGCUUCUGGAUCCCUUGGCCAAUAUGCCACCAGGGCACAGACCCAUGUCCUGCUGCCCCCACAACGGGCUGCACGGCCGGGCAUCUCAGACUGGAAGGGACAUGAGCUGAGUAGAUAGGACUGGGAAGAUCUUGGGGACACUGUGGCCAACGACAGUAGUUGUGGGGUGGGCAGCCAAAGCGGGGCACGAGGGCUGGCUGGACCAGGCUGGGAUGCCACCGGUGGGGUGGGGUUGGAGUCUAGUGUGGCACUGCUGAGGGGAUGCUGGCACGGAUGGGGAAGGGGCAGAAGUGGCGAUAUGGGGAACAACCUUCCUGGAGCUACCUGGAGCCUUCCCCCCAGAGUGGUUUGUAAUAAGUCAUUGCGCUAAUUUGUGCUUCAAAGUGCUUUUGCAUGCAUGCUGUGAGGUCUGUCUGGGG
Molecule: messenger RNA, 2444 nt
Organism: Chroicocephalus ridibundus (black-headed gull)
Lineage: Eukaryota; Metazoa; Chordata; Aves; Charadriiformes; Laridae
Gene: STOML1
Product: stomatin like 1
Exons: 7
Coding region: 501-1757 (418 amino acids)
Cellular component (GO): plasma membrane
Source: RefSeq, a predicted model, not a curated record